Cadophora gregata is the source of this 636-nucleotide messenger RNA. RefSeq lists its product as uncharacterized. NCBI's taxonomy places the organism in Eukaryota, Fungi, Ascomycota, Leotiomycetes, Helotiales, Ploettnerulaceae. Bases 1 to 636 code for a protein of 211 amino acids. The transcript is spliced from 3 exons. Gene Ontology annotation, molecular function: acyltransferase activity, transferring groups other than amino-acyl groups. The record is from RefSeq and is a predicted model, not a curated record.
AUGUCAAAAUACACAGCCGAAUCCUCGCGGCUCUGGCUGCAGCCUCUCAACGUCGACGAGCAUCUCCAAGAUUACUUCGAGAUCAUGUCAUCACCUGGUUCAAUGCUCUGGUCGCGAGCUGCACCUCACAAGAAUAUCGAAGAGACCCGAGCCCUGAUGCUCGACAGCUUGCCUACCCCAGAAAAACCGUGGAAUAGGAGAUGGGCGAUCUUGCUUAAACCUAGCUCCCCUACCGAUGUCAAAUCCAUAUCAAACCUAAAUCCAGAAAUUGGAAAUAGCGACGAUUCGGACGUCCCUUUAGACCCCAGAGCUGAAAAGCCUAAGAUGAUAGGCAUAGUAGGCACGCCCCGGAAAGGAGAGUUAGCAUACAAGAUCCACCCAGACUACUGGGGAAAAGGAUACAUGUCCGAGACACUGACAAUAUUUUUGAACAUGUUCUGGGCUGCUGAAGAAAACAAAGACUUCACGCGUCUAGAAGCAGGUGCUGAUCCAGAGAAUAUCGGGAGUGUGAGGGUCUUGGAGAAAGCGGGUUUCCGGAAAGGAGAGUAUGUUGAGGAGUUUCAUGUCAGGGCUGUUAAUGAGGGGGGGAAGAUGAGUGAUAUGCAGUUUUUUUAUUUGGAGAGGCCGGUUGGAUAA